ACAGGUAUCUCGUUAUUGGGUACACCAACGGAGAUUUAUGUACAUGGCACAAGUUAUCUAUUCUUGUGUUGUACGGCCUUCUUUGUCACCUUUGCCACGUCUGUCGUAUAUCUGCCAGUUUUUCACGAGCUCAAACUCACCAGCACUUAUGAAUACCUCGAGAAGCGUUUCGAUAAAAGAAUAAGAUUGCUAGGUUCAGUCCUCUUUGCCAUCAGUAUUAUAACUUGGCUUCCGAUUGUCAUCUACGUACCUGCAUUGGCCUUCAAUCAAGUCACCGGAGUAAAUGUACACAUAGUUACACCCUUUGUAUGCAUCGUUUGCAUAUUUUACACCUGUGUGGGUGGCCUCAAGGCAGUAGUAUGGACAGAUUUCUUUCAGACUUUUAUUAUGUUCGGCUCCAUGUUGUUAAUUACAAUUAAGGGAACAGUGGAUGUUGGUGGAUUGUCGCUAGUAAUUCGAAGAAAUCUGGAAUCCGGAAGACUCGAAUUACCUACGUACGUGCAUUAAACGAUAACUUUACCUAAUUGAUAACGAUACAAUAAUAAAUCUGUUCGUGUUACUUGCAUUCUAUACAUACUUCAUUCUUUCUCUCUUUAAUGUUCGAACAUACAUUCCAUCUAGUUUUAGAUAAAGAAAGUAUUAAAGACACAGUGUCAUUAGGGGAGACACUCGGAAGAGCUAAAAA
This is a messenger RNA of Temnothorax curvispinosus, 685 nucleotides long. Its product is annotated as sodium-coupled monocarboxylate transporter 1-like. Gene Ontology annotation, cellular component: membrane. NCBI's taxonomy places the organism in Eukaryota, Metazoa, Arthropoda, Insecta, Hymenoptera, Formicidae. Gene Ontology annotation, biological process: transmembrane transport; sodium ion transport. The annotation marks the transcript as partial. The record is from RefSeq and is a predicted model, not a curated record. The transcript has 4 exons. Gene Ontology annotation, molecular function: symporter activity.